AUGGAAUGGAGCGGCAACCAGACCUUCAUCACUCACUUCGUCCUUCUGGGCCUCUUCAGUCACACUCCGCUCCACCACUUCCUCUUCUCCCUCAUCAUGAUCAUGUUCCUGGUGGCACUGACCGGUAACGGCCUCAUGAUCCUGCUCAUCAACAUUGAUUCUCGGCUCCACAGUCCAAUGUACUUCUUCCUCAGCUGGCUCUCGUGCAUGGACCUCAUGCUCAUCUCUACCGUCGUACCUCGGAUGGCUGUGGACUUCCUUUCGGGCGGGGGCUACAUCAGCUUCACAGGCUGUGGGUUGCAGAUCCUCUUCUUCCUCACCCUCCUUGGGGACGAGUGCUUCCUGCUGGCCUUCAUGGCCUAUGACCGCUAUGUGGCCAUCAGCAAUCCACUCAGGUACUCCUUGGUCAUGAACCAGCGCAUCUGUUGGCUUAUGGUGGCCUUUUCUUGGCUCUUCGGUCUGAUAGAUGGGUUAAUCCAAGCUGUCUUUACUCUCCAUUUUCCCUACUGUGGCUCGAAAGAGAUCGAUCACUUCUUCUGUGAGGUGCCCGCUAUCCUCAAGCUGGCUUGUGCCGACACUUCCCUCUACGAAUCCAUGAUCUACGUCUGCUGUGUCCUCAUGCUGCUCUUGCCUUUCUCUGUCAUCUCUGCCUCCUACUUACGGAUUCUGGUGGCAGUUCUCCAAAUGCGCUCCGCUGAGGGAAGAAAAAAGGCAUUUGCCACGUGCUCCUCCCACAUGACAGUCGUCACCCUUUUCUAUGGGGCAGCCAUGGUCACGUACAUAAGACCCCAGGCAUACCACUCUUCCAAGCAAGAUAAAGUAGUCUCUGCUUUCUACACCAUGAUCACACCCAUGCUCAAUCCUAUGAUCUAUAGCCUGAGAAACAAGGAAGUAACUGGGGCCCUUAAGAAGCUGCUGGGCAGGUGUUCCUAUGGUCAAAGAGAGGAUUCACAAUAA
This is a messenger RNA of Gracilinanus agilis (Agile Gracile Mouse Opossum), 957 nucleotides long. Its product is annotated as olfactory receptor 56-like. Lineage: Eukaryota; Metazoa; Chordata; Mammalia; Didelphimorphia; Didelphidae. The record is from RefSeq and is a predicted model, not a curated record. The coding region runs from base 1 to 957 and encodes 318 amino acids. The transcript has a single exon. Gene Ontology annotation, molecular function: olfactory receptor activity; G protein-coupled receptor activity. Gene Ontology annotation, biological process: G protein-coupled receptor signaling pathway. Gene Ontology annotation, cellular component: membrane.